AUGGAGCUGAUACGUCUGCUGCGUUCGCACCCCGUGGCUGCCCUGGCCCUACUGGGGUCAGGAUAUCUACUGGGCGUGAUUCUUUACCGACUGUAUCUAUCCCCCAUUGCACGCUUUCCCGGUCCCAAGCUGGCUGCAUUGACCCAUCUGUACGAGUUCUACUGGGACACUAUCUGCUGUGGCCAGUUCACGUUUCAGAUCGGUCGACUGCACGAGAAAUACGGCCCCAUCAUCCGCAUCAGUCCCACCGAGCUGCACGUCAACGACCCGACCUACUACGAAGUCAUCUACUCGCGCGACAGCCCCCGCGACAAGUACGGCUACUACCAGCGGACCCUCAACGCCCCGCUGGCCAUCCUCAACGCCAUCGACCACUACCGGCACCGGCAGCUGCGCGCCCACCUCAACCCGUUCUUCUCGACGCUCCGGAUCCGCAAGCAGGAGGUCGCCAUCAAGGCGCUCGUCGACAAGCUCUGCCGUCGGCUGGGGGAGUUUCAGAACUCGGACACCCCCGUCAACAUCGAGUACCCGCUCACCUGCUACACCACCGAUGUCAUCACCGACUACACCAUGGGUGACGGGUACCACUACCUCGACGAGCCGGACUUCAUCCCGCAGUGGCACGGGACGCUGAACGGCACGGCCAAGACGAUGGUGUUCAUCCGGCCGGUUGCUUGGGCGCUGCCGUUUCUGCUUGCGCUGCCGGAGUCGGUUACUGCGUGGCUGAACCCGGGCAUGGAGCUGUUCUUUGAUUUCCAGCGCCGCUGCCGCAGGAUGAUUAGCGCCAUUGCCACGGCGCAUCGCGAAAGUGGUGGGAAGAUGGCGCAGGAUGGUGGCCGGUUGACCAUCUUUGAUGAUAUUCUGAACAGUGAUCUGCCGGCCAGGGAUAAGAGUGAGGCGCGGCUGGCGCAGGAGAUGCAGGUGCUGGUCUCUGCGGGGGCAGAAACAACGGCCAAAGCGAUCACUUAUAUCCUUUUUUACCUGCUGAAUGAUCCGCCGACCAUGCAGAAGCUCAAGCAGGAGCUGGCCACGCUAGGACCCGAUCCGUCUCUCGUUCAGCUAGAGCAGCUGUCGUAUCUGACCGGUGUGAUGCUGGAGGGGAUCCGACUGUCCUACGGCGUCACUGCGCGUUUGCCUCGGAUCGCUCCCUACAACGCUCUCCAGUUUGGGGACUGGACGAUUCCUCCGGGAACUCCCGUCAGCAUGAGCUGCCUUCUGAUGCACCACGAUGAAUCCAUCUUUCCGCAGUCCCACCUCUUCAAGCCCGAGCGCUGGACGGACCCCGCGGAGCGCAAGCGUCUGGAGAAGUACAUGGUGGCGUUCUCCAAGGGGUCGAGACAGUGUAUUGGCAUCCAUCUCGCCAAAGCCGAGAUCCUCCUCGCGGUGUCGACUCUCCUGCGGCGAAUGGACUUGGAGUUAUAUGAGACCACCGUCGAGGAUGUCCAGGUCAAGCACGACAUCUUUAUUCCCUUUGCCAGGAUGGACAGCAAGGGUGUUCGGGUUCUGAUCAAGGGUUGA
Messenger RNA from Aspergillus clavatus NRRL 1, 1518 nucleotides. RefSeq names its product cytochrome P450. The record is from RefSeq and is a predicted model, not a curated record. The transcript is spliced from 5 exons. NCBI's taxonomy places the organism in Eukaryota, Fungi, Ascomycota, Eurotiomycetes, Eurotiales, Aspergillaceae. Gene Ontology annotation, molecular function: iron ion binding; oxidoreductase activity, acting on paired donors, with incorporation or reduction of molecular oxygen; heme binding. Bases 1 to 1518 code for a protein of 505 amino acids.